Manihot esculenta (cassava) is the source of this 1603-nucleotide messenger RNA. Its product is annotated as cyclin-J18. The record is from RefSeq and is a predicted model, not a curated record. Gene Ontology annotation, cellular component: nucleus; cyclin-dependent protein kinase holoenzyme complex; centrosome. Gene Ontology annotation, biological process: mitotic cell cycle phase transition; regulation of cyclin-dependent protein serine/threonine kinase activity. NCBI's taxonomy places the organism in Eukaryota, Viridiplantae, Streptophyta, Magnoliopsida, Malpighiales, Euphorbiaceae. The transcript has 8 exons. Bases 220 to 972 code for a protein of 250 amino acids. Gene Ontology annotation, molecular function: cyclin-dependent protein serine/threonine kinase regulator activity.
UAUGGGCCCAGCUUAGGUCCAAUAGCGGAUCCAUCAAUAGAAUUAGAAACCGCUUCCCGGCAAAAUACCAGAUGAGAGUUUUCGCAAUGCAUGCGGGGGAAACGAAAUUCUUGCUGAAGCUGAGUGUCUGAGAGGCAUUUCCGAAAAUUGAUCUGAAAGCGCCCGCAAAAUUCCACACCAAAAUCUGCGCGUUUGAUUUGAAUUUAGAGAGAAACGGCGAUGUCCGAUCUCCGGCUUCUAGCUGUGGAAUUCCUCAUCGAAUCUGCUCAUCGACUUGAAGCUACUCCGAUCGUCAAAUACACUGCAUUGUCUCUCUUGGCUGAUCGAUUCUAUCCUUCUCUCUCUAGGUCUGUGGGCCAACGCAAAAUGGGAAACUGGCUUUUGCAACCCAUGACGCAGAGCAAUUUGCAAUUAUUUGCACUUGUUUCUAUAUGGAUUUCCAGCAAAAUACAUGAUUCUUGUCCACUGUCUGUCAAGAGUUUGAAGACCUUGGGAGAUAAAAGCAUCAAAGAACAACAUUUUACAGCUCGAGAUUUCUUGGAAGCAGUAAGCAAGUUUCAUUAUCAAGGUUUUAGAAUCUCCUUACUCCUUGUUGCCCAUUUACUUGAGCAUUUAAUGAAGCCAUUGUGUAGGAGGUGGUCUUUUUGCAGGGGAGUGGCAAAAAAUGGGGAACUUAUCGAUUUUGAGGCGUGCAUGGAUAUCAUGGAUCUUCUCUAUGAAAAGGAGGAGACAUCAGUUCUUUAUUCUUCUCCUCGUACACUCGCUGCAUCUACCUUGGUUGCUUCAUAUGUUAUCACAGUCCCAGUCCCUACACAAAGAUGGAGGUUUCCUGUCCUUCCUUGGGUGAAGUUUGUGACCUCAUUCAAAGAAGAAGAUAUUGUGGAAAUUGUCAGAGACAUUCUUAUGCAUGUGCUUGAUCCUCGACAACCCGGAAUCAAAAUCUUGGAAGUGGAAGAGAAGAAAUUCCUUUGAUAUGACUGCUAAAGCUCUUCUACAUACUUGUUGAUGCCAAAAUUUUGUUAGGGGUUCUCAAUGCUUUCUUCACCAAGAACAACCAAAUAAGGAAAUAUGGGUCUUCUUUUUAUGUUGCAUGCACCUCCUUGAGAUGUUAAUGGUGCUCUCUGUCAGCACCUGGUCUCUCAAGGACUAUAGGAGUCUAUAUCUGCUCACUGCCCAUGGUUCCCCCUGGCUCAGAUCCAUCCUCGCCCAGUGCUGUCCCUUUUUGCUGUUACUUGGUUCGACAUCUUCUUGGAGUUCUUUAAGAGAAUAUUGUUUUUACUUUGGCGAUUUCUUUUCUCGAUCCUCACCGGUGAUACAUCUCCAUGACAUGUAAGAAGCGGCAGGGGCUGCUCUUUUAUUUCGGGUCGCAUGGAUCUGUAGCAUUCAGAACUCUACCCGUUUCUUGUGUUUAGGCUGUUGGUUUGUUCCAUUUUGGACUGGGCUGUAGUAUGAGAUUUUACGUUGUGGUUUUUUUUUAAGACUAGAUGGGUUGGGUUUGCCUUUUUUAACAAUAUUGGGUAAUAUCAUGUACUCUGUGGAUUUAGAUCCUUUUAAUUCAAGACAUGUUAUUUUUGAGAAAAAAAAUCCAUGACUUAAAUGAUGG